Lineus longissimus is the source of this 1495-nucleotide messenger RNA. RefSeq names its product ras-related protein Rab-22A-like. The record is from RefSeq and is a predicted model, not a curated record. The transcript has 7 exons. Lineage: Eukaryota; Metazoa; Nemertea; Pilidiophora; Heteronemertea; Lineidae. Gene Ontology annotation, biological process: vesicle-mediated transport. Gene Ontology annotation, molecular function: GTP binding; GTPase activity. The coding region runs from base 138 to 731 and encodes 197 amino acids.
UUAGGAAGUAGGCCUAAUACACAUACUUGGUGAAGUCUAGUAGUGAUAAGUGACAGCUUUCUGUAUUAGAGUUGCUUAGUUAGUACCAAAAUUUUCUGAUUUCUCUAUGGCCUUGGGUUAGAAGCAUCCUGGUUACGAUGGCUAUCAGAGAAGUCAAGAUCUGCCUUGUGGGGAAAAUGGGAGUAGGGAAGACAUGCAUUGCGGAAAGAUUUGUCUCUGAAACAUUCAAAGUCACAGAAACAACUAUAGGGGCCUUGUUCAUGACAAAGACAUUCAUUUUGGAUGGAACUGUAUAUAAGUUUCAGAUAUGGGAUACAGCAGGUCAAGAAAAGUAUCGAGCCCUGGCACCAAUGUAUUACAGAGGAGCAGCAGCUGCAAUAGUGGUCUAUGACAUAACAGAGGAGGAUAGUUUCAAUUGUUUGAAAGGCUGGAUCAAAGAGCUGCAGAGGUAUGGGCCGCCAAAUCUCCUGGUUGCGUUGUGUGGAAACAAGUGUGACCUUGGUGACCUUAGAGAGGUCACAUUUGAAGACGCCAAGGCCUUCUCCGAAUCGUGCCAUUCUAUAUUCCUGGAAACCAGCGCCAAAACAGGACAAAAUGUUAAUGAAUUAUUCAUUGAAAUAAGCCGCAGUCUUCCUGCCGAAAUCCAAGACAAAAAUAGCUCACUGGUUCGAUUGCCAUCACGGAGGACGGCAGAGCGGCAGAAAUCUUCGAAAGGAUGCUGCAAAUCAUAAUCUCGUCAAUUGCCUCAUAUUUUUGUUGAGAUUCAUAUGACUGCUGUUUACUGGAAUAAUGCAGUAUUAUGUACGCUCUCAAGGCAAGACCUCCCUUAUUGGAUCAAUACCUGAUCAAACAUGGCUCUUUACCUUUCCUGCAAAUUCAUUGAGGAAUUGCCUGGGCAGUAGACAGUGCAGUGAGCACAGCAACCUUGAGAUCACAACCAUAUGACAUUUAUGACUAUUGCUUGCACAUUUGGUGCACACACACGUAUCCGCAUGAACAAACUGAUUACAGAGAAUGCAAUGUCAUUCUUGUAUACAAAUGAGUGCCAAUUUUAUCUAAAUGUUGAUUUUGUUGUAUAUUUUGUUUGAACAUCAUGGUUUACAUACAUGUACAUGCUAGUACAUGAAACAUCUACAGUACAUGUAUGUAGGCCCUAUAAGGCCCUACUUAUUGGUGCUUAUUGGUAUAUCCUCUAUGAUUCAAGACAUCAACAAAUAUUUUAUACUCGAGAUGGGAGAGGGAGAUAUAAAGGAGUCCCAAGAAUUAAUGACAACCACUACGAAGGUAUAGUUACAGAUACUGCAUACUGGGGAAGUUCCCGACACAGCGAGGCUAGAUUUUGUUUUUAGUCCAUAUUUUAUCUAAUAAUAUUUGAUAGGAAUCAUUUUAAAAUUAUACAUUUUGAUAUCAACUGGAUAAACUCAUGUGAUUGUGAUUAAUUCUUGUAUCACCAUUCCUUAUACUGAAAUGGUUUUAUAUUCAAUAAAUAUAUUUG